This is a messenger RNA of Triticum turgidum subsp. durum (durum wheat), 474 nucleotides long. The record is from the annotation of a GenBank genome assembly. NCBI's taxonomy places the organism in Eukaryota, Viridiplantae, Streptophyta, Magnoliopsida, Poales, Poaceae.
AUGAUCGCUAUGGCCGGCGCGGUGGUCGCUGGUGUGGCAGCCGCGGCCACGGCGGGGAUUCUUGCCAUGGCGUCGUCGCGCGGCGACCAGCCUGAGGAUGCCACGCGCGCCGUGGCGGCGGCGGCGGCGGCGGCGUCCCAGGAGUGCGCGGUGUGCCUGUCGGAGCUGGCCGGAGCGGCGGGAUGCUCCGGCGACUCCGAGCCAUCGGCGGUGCUGGUGCGCGUGCUGCCGGGCUGUGGCCACGGGUUCCACGACGAGUGCAUCGGCAGGUGGCUGCUGCUGCGCCCAGAGUGCCCGCUCUGCCGCUGUCCCGUGGUCACCGCGGACAGUCGGCUAGCCAGGAAGGCCGUGCCGCUGGCGGAGGCCGUGCCGCUGGCGGAGGCCGCGCCUGCCUUGUCGCGGCCGGCUAGGAUCGCGUGCGGCUUCGGCGACGGGAGGGUCGUGUGGACGCGUAGCCCCCCCGUGGCAUUGUGA